AUGAAUGCUCCACAUCCAGAGAAAAUGAUUGAGAAAUUUAAUCAAUAGAUGGAUGUAUUGUUGAAACAUGAAGAGCUCUUGGCGAAGUAGAGAAAAAUAAAUGAAUAGAAAUUGAAUAACAUUUUCGAUCGCAAUCUUUAAAUAGAAACAAAAGAUCGAAAAUUGUAAGAACAAAUCCUCUCGUAACGAUAUUAGAAUGAGUAGCUCAAGAUCUAGUAAGAGAAAUAAAAGCAACUUCAUGAUGUACAAAAAUAGAAAAAGGAAAAGAAGACUGCAUAAAAUGAGGUAUGGUCAAGUGAGUAGAAACAACACGAGAAGGAGAUCCAACGCAGAAUAUUUGAAAUCUAGAAUAAACUUAAAUACGAGGAGUUUAAAAAGAAAACCGAUGAUUUGAUUAACUAAUUAGAUUACAAUCUAAGGAAAGUCAACAUACGCUAUCUUGAAAAAUAAGAAAAAAAAGAGAGAUAAGUGAAUGAAUACAUGAGUUUAAAGUAGUAGACUUUAAAUUCAUCAAUGCAAAUAAAUGAAUCUCAUAAUCAAAAUGUCUAUUCCAACUAUUUAAUUGUAGAUGAAAAGAAUCCAAGAAGUAAAUUAAGAUAUCAAAAGUUGAAGAAUUAUGAAAGCAAGAUUAAUAAAAUUUAUAAAUAAAAAUAUGAAAAGAUGGAUUAACUCACUUAAAAGGUUCAAUAAUCCUAAGAACAUUAAGAGUUGAUCAAAGAGAGAUCUAAUUAGAUAUUUUAGACCAAAAUCAGAAAAUUAAAAGAAAAGAUGGAUUACUUUUAGGAUAAGAUAAAUUUUAUUGAGAAAAAGAGAUUAUCAGACUUACAAAAUAAUUAUAAUAAAGAACUGGAACAUCAUCAAUAAAUGAAUUAAGUGAGGGCCAAAUCUGAGAACAUAUUUAGAAAUAAAUCUCUCAAUCUCUUGAAUAAGCAAUUGUUGAAAGAAUAAACAUCUAAAUUGGUUCAACAUCAGAAUCAAUUAGAACUUGAACAGAAACUCUUGAGAUUGAAUCAGAAAUAGCUUACUUAACAAUCUCAAGUGAUGAAGGCUGAUUAAUUUAAAUAAUCCUACCUUUAAUAAUUGGAAUAAAGAAUCUCUUAAAGGGAUAUGAGAUUGCAGGAUUAAAUGUACAAUAUGAAAUUAACUUGUUUUAGAUAAAAUAAACUAGAAAUCUAAAGGAGAAGAUUGAAAGUCAUUGAGGACAUGGAGAGAUAAAAAAGGGAUAUGUUGUUGAAAUUGGAAUCAGAAAGAUUGCCAACAACAAACACUUCUGAUAUGAAGUAUUUUCAUAGUACUCCUAGAUUAUAAUCUAAAUUAUUUAUAACCUGA
Molecule: messenger RNA, 1329 nt
Organism: Paramecium tetraurelia
Lineage: Eukaryota; Ciliophora; Oligohymenophorea; Peniculida; Parameciidae
Exons: 4
Source: RefSeq, a predicted model, not a curated record